Messenger RNA from Drosophila innubila, 911 nucleotides. RefSeq lists its product as uncharacterized. The transcript is spliced from 6 exons. The coding region runs from base 7 to 786 and encodes 259 amino acids. The record is from RefSeq and is a predicted model, not a curated record. NCBI's taxonomy places the organism in Eukaryota, Metazoa, Arthropoda, Insecta, Diptera, Drosophilidae.
GCUGGCAUGCCAGUUGGCUUUGUCAUAGUGCUGGAAGCUGUCUACAAAUCGAGACGUCUCACUCCAGGUCGAUUCGCAAUGUCUCCCUCGCCUCAUGUAACCCUCGCCCUACUAAGUGGCUUACUUUUUGGAAUCGGGAUGUGCCACAGUGCUUCAGUCGAGAAAUUGCGCAUUGCACGGGAUACACGUAAUAUACCCUCUAAUAUGUUCAAGCCCGUGAACGGCGCUUCGAACGGAAAUCAGAACACAUCGUUUGCAUCGUCGGAUAAUGACUCUGAUUAUACUUUCUCUGAGCAUUCCACUGGAGAGGCACAUGCUGUAACUGGUCCUGUGCUUCCAAAUGGACGAAGUAGGUAUCCUUUUCAGAGCUCACGAGAGGAAGAUUAUGAUGAUCGUUUACCAUUCCGUUCAAACGUACCAAGAUACUAUAAUCCCAAUCGCUCUAACGACCCUUCACGCGACCCAUUUCCCAGUGGACUACGCACAUCAAACUUCGAAUCUCAUUUUAACACGGAUAACGGGAGAAGAUCAUCAGGUUUCAAUGAGCCAGAGUUUGGCUCUUCAAGGCGUCUUGUAGGUCAAACGAUACCCUUAAUGGCAACGGGCAUCGCACCCUCUCUUAUUCCCAGUGGGCUUUAUGAUAAUGACUUUGGUCAAGGCUCUUCAAAUAAUUUCUUUCGCUCGGAGUCAUAUAGUUAUACCUCUGAUGGAAAUGGUCCACCGCAAGUUGAACGAAAUGUAUUCGACUCUCGAUUGGGACAUGGGCAAUCAAGUCGAAACUUUUAAUAUAGAAAAUCCCAUAACUAUACAUCAAGAUUCUUUCGAUUGAAAAUCACAUUGUUGAGUUGUGAAUAAAUAAAUUAUAAGUCGCUAAUUGCGUCGAUGAUUGCAUUAUUGAUAAGCUCCGUUGU